AUGAUGGUUUGCGAAAAAAGUAAGAAGAAUAUUACUGAGUCAAGUAUUUUCAAACAGAAUAUGCAGACACACACCAAUGACAAGCUUUUUGGUUGUGAGAAAUGUAAGAAAACCUUCACCUAUUCAAGUCAUCUCAAACGACAUAUGCGAACACAUAACAAUGAGAAGCCUUAUCAUUGUGAGCAAUGUGAAAAGAGUUUUAACACAUCAAGUCACCUCAAACAACAUAUACGAACUCAUACCAAUGAGAAGCCUCAUCAUUGUGAACAAUGCAAGAAAUGUUUUAGCCAAUCAGGUAACCUCAAACAACAUUUACGAACACAUACCAAUGAAAAGCCUUAUCAUUGUGAGCAAUGUGAAAAGAGUUUUACCACAUCAUGUAGUCUCAAAUAUCAUAUACGAACACAUACCAAUGAGAAGCCUUAUCAUUGUGAGCAAUGUAAAAAGAGUUUUACCACAUCAUGUAAUCUCAAACAACAUAUACGAACACAUACCAAUGAGAAGCCUUAUCAGUGUGAGCAAUGCAAGAAAUGUUUUAGCCAAUCAGGUAGCCUCAAACAACAUUUACGAACACAUACCAAUGAGAAGCCUUAUCAUUGUGAACAAUGUGAAAAGAGUUUUACUCAAUUAAGUUAUUUCAAAUAUCAUAUACGAGCACAUACCAAUGAGAACCCUUAUCAUUGUCAACAAUGUCCAAAGAGUUAUACCACAUCAAGUCAUCUCAAACGGCAUAUACGAACACAUAGCAAUGAGAAGCCGUAUCAUUGUGAGCAAUGUGAGAAGAAUUUUACCUCAUCUAGUAAUCUCAAGCGGCAUAUGCGAACACAUACCAAUGACAAGCUUUAUCAUUGUGAACAAUGUGAAAAGAGUUUUACCCAAUCAAGUAAUCUCAAAUAUCAUAUGCUAACACAUAACAUAGUAAAACCUUGUCAAGAGGAACACUCAGAUUUAUUCACUUGGCAUAAUAGCUUAAACAAGAGAAGACAUCAAAAUAAACCUGAAAACUGUUCUUGCAUAAAUAAUGGAAGUUAUACCAUGAUAGAUAAUUCGGCAGAGCAGUUUUACUGUCGUCAGUGUGAGUGUAUAUACAGUCAAUUAUCCCAUGAAAGAAACUCAUUAAUUAUUCACACAGAGAAGAAAUAUACAUAUAGGUGGAUAUCCAUAAAUGGUGAAAAUCAGUUCACUGUCACACUCAACAGACAAGAUGAGAGUUCAAAUGUGGAAGAACAGAAACGAUUGUUUAUUAUGCAUACUGGGUUCAUUGUUGAGAAGAGAAUUCACAAACACAUAGAAGAAUUCAGAUUGUACAGCCACAGAAUGGAUAAGUGCUGA
Molecule: messenger RNA, 1332 nt
Organism: Saccoglossus kowalevskii
Lineage: Eukaryota; Metazoa; Hemichordata; Enteropneusta; Harrimaniidae
Product: zinc finger protein 26-like
Source: RefSeq, a predicted model, not a curated record